Molecule: messenger RNA, 354 nt
Organism: Darwinula stevensoni
Lineage: Eukaryota; Metazoa; Arthropoda; Ostracoda; Podocopida; Darwinulidae
Source: the annotation of a GenBank genome assembly
AUGGAUGUGUUUCUGAUGGUGCGUCGGAAGAAGACGACCAUUUUCACGGAUGCCAAGGAGACGACGACCGUGUUCGAGCUGAAGAAGAUUGUCGAGGGGAUCACCAAGGUGCCUCCAGAGAAUCUGCGACUCCUCAAGGACUCAGUCGUGAUGGACGAUGCAAAGACACUUAGUGAUUAUGGGCUCACUUCAUCUACAGCCAAGGCCCAGAGCCCAGCUACAGUGGGUCUAUGUUACAGGCAGGAGAAUGGGGAUUUUGAGUCUCUUGACAUUGCUCCCCUUUCCCAACCUCCAGAGCUCCCCGACGUCAUGAAACCGCAAGAGAUCCAGGCUCAUGAGCAAAAUGCAUCCUAA